AUGGGUUUUCAAGGAGCCAAAACAGACACCUUGCUUUUCAUCUACAAGGAUACAAACACGGUCAUGUACAUUCUCAUUUACGUGGACGACACCAUCUUGACAGGAAGUUCAGAUAUGCACAUCCAAAAACUGAUUGCUGCCUUCAAAUCAGAAUUUGCAAACAAAGAUCUAGGAGAUCUACACUUCUUCUUGGGCAUUGAAGCAAAGCAUUCUCCUCAAGGCUUGUUCUUAUCUCAACAGAAAUACAUCUUGGAACUACUUAAGAAAACAAGUAUGGUGGGAGCAAAACCGAUCUCUACACCCAUGGCUACAUCACCAACUUUGACAGCACACUCAGGUUUUUCCUUCCAUGAUCCAAGCCUAUAUAGAAGCAUAGUUGGAGCUUUACAGUAUGCUACAAUGACGAGACCAGACAUAUCGUUUGCAGUGAACAAAGUUUGUCAAUAUAUGCACAAUCCAAAAAACAUCCAUUGGGCUGCCGUGAAGCGAAUAUUAAGAUAUCUAAAGCAAACUUUUGACCAUAGAUUAAGUCUAACGCCGUGUAUGGAAAUGGAUAUCUCAGCAUACAGUGAUGCUGAUUGGGCUGGAUUCCCGGAUGACAGACAAUCUACUAGCGGCUACGCAAUAUUCCUUGGGAAAAAUCUUGUCUCUUGGAGUUCAAAGAAGCAAAAUGUAGUAUCUCGCUCAAGUACUGAAGCAGAAUACAGGGCCAUCGCUAAUGCAACAGCCGAAGUUACUUGGAUCAAAUUUCUAUUGCAAGAACUUGGAAUAAAAUCAUCCUGA
Molecule: messenger RNA, 783 nt
Organism: Nymphaea colorata (pocket water lily)
Lineage: Eukaryota; Viridiplantae; Streptophyta; Magnoliopsida; Nymphaeales; Nymphaeaceae
Exons: 1
Coding region: 1-783 (260 amino acids)
Source: RefSeq, a predicted model, not a curated record